AUGGCUGAAAAGAUAGCUCCAAUUACUGACAUACAGCAGGUCGACUCACCAACAGCUAUCGAGCCAGAUCGCAAUCAACGUCCGGACAAGGAUGUCCGCAGCGCUGUCUGGGCUAUCGUGACAGGCGUCGCUCUACCAUGUCUUCCUAUACUGGUCAUCCUCGCAGUCCUACUCGCCUUCAUAUUCGAGCACCAGGUCAAGCCAUGGGAGGGUUACGCCGAACUGGCCCUCAACACCACUGUUGCUGCUAAGCAGGACUGGCUGGCCAUUAUUCGCGACGUCAGACACAAUGGUGGUUCCAAUGCCUACCUGGUCAGGUACAAUGCGACUACCUUGACGACCAUCGCCAGCUGGACAAGCAGAAUCAUACCAUAUUUGACGAGCUCGAUCAUGGCAUUAGUAGCAUUCUUCGCUGCAAGAUACAUCGUCCAGCAAUCGAAACGAGGCGAGGAUGCCGUCCUACCAGAUCCAGAGCAGCUCACGAUAUUGAUUAGCUUACUUGGCGGCAACGGCAUCAGUCCUUUGAAAGAUACGUUGAUCUACAGGUGGCUCAAGAAAGAACGGCUUAUCUCGCCUGUUCCCGCUGUCGCCUGGAUCCUUGCGUUUAUAACAUUUCUUGGUCUGCUGAUACCCCUUGUGGACACAUGGUUCGGUAUUGCUACUCAUGCCACCGCAAUCACAAUUUUGUCGAACACUACGAACAGCCAGAAAUACGGCAGACAGCUUGAUAGGACAGCCGAUGAUACUACCGGCGCGCUCGGACUCUGUGCAGAUGGUCCCAAUACCAAUCUUUCUCUCUUCUGGAGCACCAAUACUUUUUGGCCAUGCAGCCUGAAAUUGGCUGCCGCUGACUUGGCAUCAGUUCACCUGACAUUGGCAAGUUCGCUGAAUGCAACAAAACUGCAAUAUGGUGUCCAGACCGACAAUUCUGUCAGCAAUUUCACGGUCAACUCGACAAACUGGUUCUUCUUCACUGAUCCUAGAGCCAACUCCGCACUGGACUUCACGGCGUCUAGCCCUGGGAUUUCCACGCAGUGCACACCUAUGACGGCGAAAUGUCUCUCUGAUCGCCCUACCGAUGGCGCAUACGAUGGCGGAUUCGCGUGCUCGAAAGGCUUUCGUGGCAAUAUACAACGAAAUUGGCCAACUGUGCUUGGUAAUGAGACGGCUCCGCAUGAUCUGGGUGUCUCACCUCUCAACACCACAGGCAUCGCAUUCGCCGGUGAUGCUGCGCUCAACGAGAUCCCAGGACUUGUCAAAACUACAGUCCCGGGCGGCUCCGGAGGACCACAGUGGCCUGAAAUCUUACCUCGCAAUCCCAUGCACUUCGGCACUUGGGCCAUCAACUACCCUGCCUACGACAACACUCCUGACAUUCUUUACAGCGAUCCCGAGUUUGCCUUCACCGGCGCCGGGAACAUGUGGUUCCUCAACUGCAGUUCUACCGUCGCCAACAUCACGUACGCUUGGUCGAAUGGCUCGCUACUUCACUUCGAUCCAGUCAUCGCCUCACCAGAGAUGGCAGCCCUCUUCCUCGGUCAAUACUCCGUGUACGGGCUCACACCAGACUUCAAGCCAAGCGUCGACCUUACGCUCGCUACCAUCGCCAAUCUCGCCGCUGUGUCCGUGUCCGACUCCUCUGGCAUGAUCGAACUCAGUACAGUCUGGGCAACACAGUUCUCCAAGAACACCCUCGCCCGCUCCGUCGGCGCCUUCGCUCCGCUGACGAACGUGAUAGAGCAACACCGCGAAGCCGGUGUCAUCGUUGCCCGCGUUCCCCUCGCACCACUCUAUCUCCUCAUCGCCGUCAAGCUCAUCUACGUCAUUGCCGUCAUUGCCCUUGCCAUCGGUGCCUACGCCUUCACCCAUCCAGCGGAAACCGAACUCGUCAAAGCACAACUCUCUGCCAAAGGCUUAGCUGCAGCUCACUUCGACCAGCCUGGACUUCAAGAUGUCCUACACCACAGCCAAACAGAUCUGGAAGGCGCCGGUGUCUCUCCCGCAGAAAUCGAGGUCCUGAACUGCGCCAGAGAGGUCGCAGAGCAGUCUCCUACCGUGUCAGACGCCAUCAAAACGUGUCUCUGGAUCAUUCGUACCUUCAACACCAUCCGCCACCCAAUCCGCUCCGCUGCAGUAACCAUCAUCCUCGAAGCCAUGCAGCCUCACCACAAAGACACGUGUUCGUGUCCAGACGAACACGUUCAGCUAGUGGUCGAGUGGCGCAAGGCAUUGAUCGACCCGGCGAACAACAUGCAUCGGCACCUUGCUAUCGCGGAAACAGAACGAGCCAAGAUCAGCCGAAUAGAGCAGAUUGUUGCCGCCAUUCGAGCCAUUCGAGGUGCUGGACGGCCUCUCUCGAAGUGUUCUGCUGCGGGUGAGAUCGAGAUCCUGAGAGCACCUGAGACUCACAUCUGUGAUGAGAGUUGCGACGGCUAUGGCUGUGGCUACGACUCUAGUGCGCGCAGCAGACUAUGGCAGGUGUGGCCGAGGCUCCCAGCUGAUCCAGACGAGGCCAGUGAGCGGCAGGAACGGGAAGCAGAACCAGUCGAGGCGAUCAAGGAAGAUCUUGUGGCCAUGUAUUCCUCCCCAUCUGCGUAUGGUGGCCCUUACAAAUUUGAAGAAACACUUUCGAACUGCUAUCGAAUGGCGCCUGAGGGCAAUUCUAAGAAAUGUGAAAGGCGAAACGACAGUCCGCUAGCAUAG
This is a messenger RNA of Cyphellophora attinorum, 2703 nucleotides long. RefSeq lists its product as uncharacterized. The transcript is spliced from 3 exons. Lineage: Eukaryota; Fungi; Ascomycota; Eurotiomycetes; Chaetothyriales; Cyphellophoraceae. Bases 1 to 2703 code for a protein of 900 amino acids. The record is from RefSeq and is a predicted model, not a curated record.